GGUCCCUACCCUUCGGAGGCCGGCGUUUCCCGCUUUGAGGGAUCUUGUGCCGCCGCCGCGGCCGCCACCUGGGGUUUCUUCAGGCGCGGGGUUUCCCUGCCAGCCACAAGGAGUCCAGGGAGGAAAAGCGGAGCCUAGGUGCCAAUAACCCAUACCUCCCGCGUCUCUUCCGCCCGAGAUCGCCCCGGCAGGGAUGGGCGACAAGAUCUGGCUACCCUGCCCGGUGCUCCUCCUGGCCACUCUCUUCUCAGUGCUGCUGCCGGGGGCGGCCGGCUUCACGCCCUCCUUAGACAGCGACUUCACGUUCACCCUUCCGGCCGGCCAGAAGGAGUGUUUCUACCAGCCCAUGCCCCUGAAGGCCUCGCUGGAGAUUGAGUACCAAGUUUUAGAUGGAGCAGGAUUAGAUAUUGAUUUCCAUCUUGCCUCUCCAGAAGGAAGAACCUUAGUUUUCGAACAAAGAAAAUCAGAUGGAGUUCACACGGUAGAGACUGAAGAUGGUGACUACAUGUUCUGCUUUGAUAAUACAUUCAGCACCAUUUCUGAGAAGGUGAUUUUCUUUGAAUUAAUCCUGGAUAAUAUGGGAGAACAGGAGCAAGAACAAGAGGACUGGAAGAAAUAUAUUACUGGCACAGACAUGUUGGACAUGAAACUGGAAGACAUCCUGGACCCUACUAUAAAAAUAGGUUUUUCAGAAGAUGUGCAACUUAGGGUGCAUCUAGGAAUCCAUCAACAGUAUCAAGGCCAGACUAAGCAAAAGUGGUCAUAUCCAGACUCUGCUUAGAGCAUUUGAAGCUCGUGAUCGAAACAUACAAGAAAGCAACUUUGAUAGAGUCAAUUUCUGGUCUAUGGUUAACUUAGUGGUAAUGGUGGUAGUGUCAGCCAUUCAGGUUUACAUGCUAAAGAGUCUAUUUGAAGAUAAGAGGAAAAGU
Molecule: messenger RNA, 929 nt
Organism: Lutra lutra (Eurasian river otter)
Lineage: Eukaryota; Metazoa; Chordata; Mammalia; Carnivora; Mustelidae
Gene: TMED5
Product: transmembrane p24 trafficking protein 5
Exons: 5
Coding region: 194-781 (195 amino acids)
Biological process (GO): intracellular protein transport; endoplasmic reticulum to Golgi vesicle-mediated transport; Golgi organization
Cellular component (GO): COPII-coated ER to Golgi transport vesicle; endoplasmic reticulum; endoplasmic reticulum-Golgi intermediate compartment
Source: RefSeq, a predicted model, not a curated record